AUGGGGUUAGUGGGAUGAGGAACCACCAUGGCAGCUGGAGGAUCUGGGUUCAAUUCACCAAUGAAUUGUCCCAAACACUGAACUCCUCACAGACAUCAUCUUAAUUGCUGAGUGCAUGAAGGUGCAAGAGCUGAAACAGCACAUUGUAGGAUCAUAAAUAACCUGAAUAGCAUAAAUAUUCCACAUAUUACAUUUUUUUUUUUGGUAAUGUUACUGCUAUGUGCAUAUAAACUUGUACUUUCUUGGUAUUUCUGACUUCUCCUCUUGUUACAACACUAUGAACUGUGGCUAAUUCCCUCAAGCAAAGUCUGCAGCGUCGGGAACCCAUGUCAAAGUCUAUAAAACCAUGAGGGUGGACAUUGAAACUGGGCCACUGAAUCCCUCCCGAGUCUGACCUCCACUUGGAGCAGAUGGAGUGUGUUCGGAUGAUAGCCAGCCCUCGCUAUAGUGAGAAGCGGGUGGGAUACCUGGGAGCCAUGAUGCUGCUGGAUGAGAAGCAGGAUGCCAGUCUGCUCAUCACUAACUCCAUCAAGAAUGAUCUCUCUCACAGUAGCCAGUAUGUGCAGUCUCUGGCUCUGUGCACACUGGCCUGUAUGGGUUCAGCGGAGAUGUGCAGAGAUCUUGCACCAGAGAUUGACAGGCUGCUCCGAGCCUCCAACUCCUACAUUAAGAAGAAGGCUGCACUGUGUGCCGUACACAUCGUGAGAAAAGUUCAUGAUCUCGGGGAGAUGUUUGCGCCCGCCGCUCGUGCCCUCCUGGCUGAGAAGAACCACGGUCAGUUGAUCUUAACGGCACAUUUUGGUAAUAUAUUUACCAGGAAGUUUCAUCUUGGGUCAGCUGUUUCAAACAAAUCUCUGUGGUUUUUGCUCUGUUCGUCUCUAGGUGUGUUACAUGGUGCUGUAGUGCUCAUCACCGAGCUGUGCGAGCGGAAUCCAGAGACACUGGAGCGGUUCAGAAAGACAGUGCCAGAUCUUGUUCAGAUCAUGAAAGGUCUGGUUAUUUGCGGUUAUUCUCCAGAGCACGACGUGGCGGGAAUCAGUGAUCCCUUCCUGCAGGUACGCAUCCUGAGGCUCCUGAGAAUCCUCGGUCGCAACAACGAAGCAGCCAGUGACGCCAUGAACGACCUACUAGCACAGGUGGCUACCAACACUGACAGCACUAAGACCGUGGGCAACGCUGUGCUGUAUGAGACUGUUCUCACCGUGCUGGACAUCAAGUCAGAGAGCGGCCUCAGGGUUCUGGCUGUGAACAUCCUGGGACGGUUUCUCCUGAACAAUGACAGGAACAUUCGGUAUAUCGCCAUGACGUCUCUUCAGAGGAUUGUAGGGACCGACCACACCGCAGUGCAGCGUCACCGAGGAACCAUAGUGGACUGCCUGAAGGACCAGGAUGCUUCUGUCAAACGCCGUGCGUUGGAGCUCUCCUUGGCGCUGGUGUCAGCCAGCAACAUCCGCUCCAUGAUGAAGGAACUGCUCCUCUUCCUCUCCUCCUGCCCCCCCGAGCUCAGGGCUAACGCUGCCAGCGGCAUAUUCAACGCCGCCGAGAGGUAUGCACCCUCCCAGCGCUGGCACAUUGACACCAUCCUGCAUGUCCUCACCACGGCAGGGGGCGACGUGAGAGACGAAACAGUGCCGAACCUGAUCCAGCUCAUCACCAACGCCUCAGAGCUUCACUGCUACACAGUCCAUAAGCUUUAUCGGGCUGUGCUCACUGACAUCUCUCAGCAACCCCUGGUUCAGGUGGCAUGCUGGUGUAUAGGAGAGUAUGGAGACCUACUGCUGAGAGGAGAGUGUCAAGACACUGAGCCUGUUCAGGUCUCUGAGGACGACGUCCUGGACGCCUUGGAAACGGUUCUACAGUCCCACAUGUCGUCCCCAGCGACCAGAGGCUUUGCUCUCACCGCCACCAUGAAACUGAGCACACGCAUCACCGAUAAUGUGGAUCGGAUCAGAAGCAUCGUCAGCAUUUACGGCAGCUGUAUAGAUGUGGAGCUCCAGCAGAGGGCAGUUGAAUACAACGCUCUAUUCAAAAAAUAUGACCACAUGAGGGCAGCAGUGCUGGAGAGGAUGCCUGUGAUUGAGAAGAACUCUCCGGGCCAUACCAACGGAGAGUCAACAGGGGACACCAUCAAGGAGAUCCAGCCCACCAAAGUCAAGCAGGAAGAGCCACUGUUGCCACAACAACCUGCUAACCAGGUCUGUGAUCUGUUGGACCUGCUGGGGGGCUCCGAGGAGCCUCUGCAGCCCAGUCCUGCACAAGGUGGCACGGCACCAGGCCUGUCCAUCAACACAAUUAGCCCUGCUGGAGGAGACCUUCUGGAUCUGUUGGGAGGCUUAGAGCCCACACCCGUCGCACCAGCUCCCACGGUGACAGUGUAUGAGAAGAGUGGUGUGACUUUGACACUAAGUUGUGACAAACAGUCAGACUCAGGCCUGACAGUCACACUCACAGCCUCCAACUCCAGUGACUCAGACAUCAGCUGCUUCACUCUACAGGCUGCAGUGCCCAAGAGUGUCCAGUUACACAUGAAGGCCCCCAGUGGGGACUCUCUUCCUGCACGAGGCACAGCUAAGGUGACCCAGAUGGUGGUCCUCAACAACCCAAACAAGGUGAACCUGAAGAUGAGGAUACGCAUAUCUUACACAAACCAAGGAUCCGGCUUUCAGGAUACAGUCCAGAUUGACUCCUUCCCUGGACUCAAUGCUGCCAGCCACUGACAGCAGCCGCUCAGUCCAACAGGACUACGAUAAGAGUCUGUGAAUGAAUCAGCGGGCGUCACCCCUUCACUGAUGAAGGGUUUCUGUGCUGUGAAACCCUCUACACUUCAGUCCAAGCUGCUGUUUCUCAAACACCUGAUUUUGUUUGUUUUUAACGGCUGAGGAACAUGUUUCUUUCACAGGAAAUCACAGCCUCAUGUAUGAACUCAGUUUUCCCUUCAUUUGGAAGUCAAGUGUAAAUGAGAGUGAUGUGGCACAGGCUUUGGAAUAUGCAGGUAUAACAUGAAAAUACUCAAAUAUUAGUAUUUGUCUUGGAAUUUGCGGUGUCAACUGUCCAUACAAGUGUACCUAAGUACCAUCCAGGGUUUUUUUUUAAACUACAGCUGAUUGUAUUCAUAUUCCACACUUCAAAAUAUGUACUUUUUUCGUGGCUACUGUCACACAGCACUCCAUCUACCCUCCCUUCAAAGCGAUUUCCUUUAUGAAAUACUUUCCUUCAUCCUCUUCACAUUGUUUAAAAAGCAGCUGAACACUAACAAAUGAACCGCUCCUACUGUUAUGAAACACUGUUAUCCAGAUUUUAAACACAACCAUAUGACUUGCUUCUGCUGGUCUUCAGUCGCUCCUAUCUUUUCUCAGAGUAUACAUCUCAGCUCCUAAUUUCUCCUGUGCCUUUCAUACCUUUGAGAGCAGAGGUUUUUUUUUCUCUCAUGUACUAAAUAAUGUAAUUAUAUAGUUUUGGAGGCAAAGAAACGGUUUUAAUUGUAAGUUAGCGUUACAUAAACAUGUUCUAAUCAUUCCCAUACUAGCAACUCUUGCUUUUCCUGAACAGUAUCUCCUUGUCUAUUGUUUACAGAAUACCUUUACUGAGUUAUUUUGAUUCAUGAAGGCUGUGUACAGUGACACAAAGAUGAGCAUGGUAACUCCCUGCAAGAUGUAUAUUUUAGAUACUAAGUACUGUAUAUACAGUAAGCACAAUUGGAAGAAUUUUAAGUCUUUGAUCAAUUUACACAUGCAAGAAAACAUACCUCUUAAGAGCCAGUUAGUAAUUUGAUAAAUCAUCUCAUAAUCAUCUUUUAAAAAAAACACUGGAUGCUGGAUGUCAGCAAUGGUGCUUCAGUGCAAUCUGUACCAGACUGUUUCAGAUCACUACCUUAAAUUAAAAUGUAAAAGAACAGAC
This is a messenger RNA of Thunnus maccoyii (southern bluefin tuna), 3897 nucleotides long. It is a transcript of the gene ap1g2, whose product is annotated as adaptor related protein complex 1 subunit gamma 2. The record is from RefSeq and is a predicted model, not a curated record. The transcript has 20 exons. NCBI's taxonomy places the organism in Eukaryota, Metazoa, Chordata, Actinopteri, Scombriformes, Scombridae. Gene Ontology annotation, molecular function: clathrin-cargo adaptor activity. The coding region runs from base 411 to 2717 and encodes 768 amino acids. Gene Ontology annotation, cellular component: membrane coat; AP-1 adaptor complex; Golgi apparatus. Gene Ontology annotation, biological process: intracellular protein transport; receptor-mediated endocytosis; Golgi to vacuole transport.